AUUAAUUUGUAAUUCUAAAUUGGAUACUUUAUAAACCUUUGUACAUGUAUGUGAACAUGGUCGAAAAUUGAAAGAAAGAUUUUUGAUAUCCUGAUGGCCAGCAGAGGACCAACAGAUGACAUUGAAGCUGCUCCACCAUACGAACCACCUAACAGAUUUUCAAACAUUCACCAUGGAGCAGGUCCAAGUGAUUUCGGGAGGGGUUCACAUCCCGCCCCUAAUAACUUUUUGUUCAACAGAGCUACAUAUCCAGAACUUCCAGGUUUUUAUGAUGAAUAUGGACAUGAUCAAUUCCAGAUGAUGGAAUUGAAUUCGAAGCAUAAAGCAAAAAUGAGACGUCAGCUUCGUCAACAUAAUACAACGGAACUGGCGACGGUACGAACAAGAAGUUCCGGCAGUAAACUUGGACUAAUUUUCUUCUUUGUGUUAUCUCUUGUGAUUGUUGGAGGUUUUGUAGCUCUUGUCUUUUAUGUUAUCUCUUCCCGUAGUUGAUUUUAAAGAACAAAACUACACGGAAUCGAACCAUGUAUUAUAUUUUUUUAUUUUUCCUAAAAACAUGAAA
Messenger RNA from Mytilus trossulus (common blue mussel), 562 nucleotides. RefSeq lists its product as uncharacterized. The transcript is spliced from 3 exons. The record is from RefSeq and is a predicted model, not a curated record. Lineage: Eukaryota; Metazoa; Mollusca; Bivalvia; Mytilida; Mytilidae. The coding region runs from base 94 to 492 and encodes 132 amino acids.